This is a messenger RNA of Chinchilla lanigera (long-tailed chinchilla), 962 nucleotides long. It is a transcript of the gene Ramp3, whose product is annotated as receptor (G protein-coupled) activity modifying protein 3. Gene Ontology annotation, cellular component: membrane; cell surface; signaling receptor complex. Gene Ontology annotation, biological process: protein localization to plasma membrane; cellular response to hormone stimulus; receptor internalization. Gene Ontology annotation, molecular function: coreceptor activity. The record is from RefSeq and is a predicted model, not a curated record. NCBI's taxonomy places the organism in Eukaryota, Metazoa, Chordata, Mammalia, Rodentia, Chinchillidae. The coding region runs from base 70 to 510 and encodes 146 amino acids. The transcript has 3 exons.
GCCGGCCCCGCCUCUCCGUCCGCCGCGAUCUCCGCACAGCUCGCCCGCAGCCUCGCAGACCGCCCAGCCAUGGAGAGGCGGUCCCGGCGGCCUCAGCUCCUCUGGCUGCUGCUGCUCUGCGGCACCUGUGCUCGUGUAUGUGGCUGCAACGAGACCCGGAUGCUGGAGAGGCUGCCCCGGUGCGGGAAGACCUUCGCCGAGAGGAUGCGUGAUGUGGCCGUCUGGAAGUGGUGCGACCUGUCCCAGUUCAUCGUGUUCUAUGAGAGCUUCACUAACUGUACUGAGGAGGAGACCAUCGUUGUGGGCUGCUACUGGCCCAAUCCACUGGCCCAGGGCUUCAUCACCGGCGUCCACCGGCAGUUCUUCUCCAACUGCACGGUGGACAGGGCCCACUGGGAGGACCCGCCCGACGAGGUGCUCAUCCCGCUGAUCGCGGUGCCGGUCCUGCUGACUGUGGCCAUGGCUGGCUUGGUGGUGUGGCGCAGCAAACGGACGGACCGGCUGCCGUGACCUCGGGCCGGGCCGGGCCGGGCCGGGCCUGCUGGAAGGCCAUCCCCUGGGCCCCCUGGAGCUGUGAACACCAUCGCUGUCUGCCCUUCCCGGUCAUGGCAGACACCUUCCUGCCCAGGCCGGCGCUGUCCCUGGUGGCGGCCGCCGGGACUCCAUGCUUGCUCUUAUGUCAGAACUUGUGUGCCGAGCGUCACAUCUCACGUCAUCUGCUGCUGAGCCCUGCAGUCCCCUGUGCUGGAGAGGGUGGGCGAGGGCACUGGGCGAGGGACAGACCAGGCCCCCAGGAGCCCCGUGUGACCCUCCUGUCUGCUCCCUCACGGCCUGGGCUGCUGCCGGGGAAGCCAGCCCCUCACCGGGCCUCCCUCCUGGGGCGCCCGAGAGCCUGUGGUCCUGUGCCGUGUCUGCUACCAGCUGUGCUUUCUCUGAGUAAAGAGUCUGUGUCCGCACCUUCA